Molecule: messenger RNA, 918 nt
Organism: Apis dorsata (giant honeybee)
Lineage: Eukaryota; Metazoa; Arthropoda; Insecta; Hymenoptera; Apidae
Product: methyltransferase-like 26
Exons: 3
Coding region: 137-808 (223 amino acids)
Source: RefSeq, a predicted model, not a curated record
AAAUCAUACAAUCCUUACUGUACUUUCACGACCGUGGCCAUCUUGAUGUUGAGAAUAGUCAGAUGAAUAACGCAUACAAUCAGCUGUUCCACGUCAAAAGAUCCCUAGUCAAAAAAUAUCAAUGCAAUAACUAAAUAUGAAUGCAGUUGUCUACUCUGCUGUUAGUCGUAGUUUAUCUACCAGUAUGGCAACCAAAAAACUUGUUUAUCCUGCAGCUGAUCGUAACAAGAAUCCAAUACUUUUAAUUCUUCAAAAAUAUAUUCAACAUAGUCCAGAUCAAAUCUUUUUAGAGAUAUCAUCUGGUAGUGGACAACAUAUAGCCCAUUUUGCUUCUCAUUUUCCUGAAAUAACUUUUUAUCCUUCAGAAUAUGAUCUAAAACUAAUAGAAAGUAUAACAGCUUAUGCAAAUGGAUUUUCAAAUAUAAAGCAACCUUUACAUAUAGAUGUUAAGACAGAUUUUCAUAUUUGGGAGAAUAAUAUAUUUAAAGAAGCCAGUAUUGAUUAUAUAUAUAAUGCAAAUUUGAUACACAUUUCACCUUAUGAAUGUUCUAUUGGUUUAUUUAGUAAUGCGGGUAAAUUAUUAAAAAAAAAUGGUAUUUUAUUUACAUAUGGACCUUAUGCUAUAGAUGGAAAAAUAACGCCAGAAAGUAAUAUUAAUUUCGAUAAAAGUUUAAGACUUCAAGAUCCAAGGUGGGGUCUCAGAGAUAUUAAUGAUUUAAAGGAAUUAGCAGAAAAAAAUGGACUGAAGUUAAUAAAUAUUCAUGAUAUGCCUGCAAACAAUAAAACUAUUAUAUGGAAAAAAUAUUAAAUAUAUUAAUGUAAAUAUAUAAAUAAAUAAUUAUUAAUAAUAAAAUAAAAAAAAUUUUAAUCAUUUUAUUAUGAAAGAUUAUCUUAAAUCUAAUAAAUAUUUUAAAAAUC